UUCCGUAAUCUGCAUUUUUCGAAGAAGACCGGUGCGUCAAUCCCGUUUCGUUUCCUGUUUGAUCGAUAACAACGACGCGCCCGGCCCGGAACACAUGAUUCGGAACUUGCUGCGACAACUUUCACCAAUCGUUCGCAAUAACAAACCGGUGCUUGGAAGCCAUCACACUCGGAGGCUGAUCGUGAACAGGAACGUAUCUCCGGCCAACAGAAUGUCUCUGGAAGCUGCGAAGCGCUCCGCCGCGUACAAGGCGGUUGAUGAAUACGUUAAGGACGAUACGGUGGUCGGUGUCGGAUCGGGAUCGACGGUCGUAUACGCGGUGCUCCGUAUCGCCGAGCGCGUGAAAGCCGAAGGGUUGAAGCUGAUUUGUGUACCCACCAGCUUCCAGGCCCGUCAGCUUAUCAUCGAAAACGGGCUCGUGCUGGGCGAUCUGGAGAGUAAUCCGCAGCUGGACUGUGCCAUCGACGGAGCCGACGAAGUGGACGCACAGAUGGUGCUGAUAAAGGGAGGCGGCGGUUGUUUGUUGCAGGAAAAGAUUGUCGCAUCCUGUGCCGAUCGGUUCGUGGUGAUUGCGGACUACACAAAGGAUUCCACAAGGCUGGGCCAACAGUACCACAAGGGCAUUCCGAUCGAGGUCGUACCGAUGGCGUACGUUCCGAUUCGGGACCGGAUUGGGGCCACGUUCGGUGGCAGUAUCAAGCUGCGGAUGGCCGUCGCUAAGGCUGGGCCCGUCGUAACGGACAAUGGGAACUUCAUUCUCGACUGGCACUUCGAGGACGACAGGGACUACAACUGGGAGGAUGUGAACGACGAAAUCACGAUGAUUCCGGGUGUGGUCGAGACGGGCCUCUUUGUCGGGAUGGCCACGAAGGCGUACUUUGGGCAGAACAAUGGAACGGUGACGCAGCGUGGGGUUUAAGGGGGGUUUGAUACAACCGGGAAAAAGUGAGGUUCGGUUUGGUGUUUCUUUUUUACUUUUGUCUUUAUUAUCCUCCUACAACCCUGAACGGAACGGGGAGAUCGUAAUAAAUAGAAAUUAAAUGG
This is a messenger RNA of Anopheles cruzii, 1044 nucleotides long. RefSeq names its product ribose-5-phosphate isomerase (gene Rpi). Gene Ontology annotation, biological process: D-ribose metabolic process; pentose-phosphate shunt, non-oxidative branch. Bases 95 to 919 code for a protein of 274 amino acids. Gene Ontology annotation, molecular function: ribose-5-phosphate isomerase activity. The record is from RefSeq and is a predicted model, not a curated record. Gene Ontology annotation, cellular component: intracellular membrane-bounded organelle. The transcript has 3 exons. Lineage: Eukaryota; Metazoa; Arthropoda; Insecta; Diptera; Culicidae.